This is a messenger RNA of Parathielavia appendiculata, 2770 nucleotides long. Its product is annotated as BRE1-domain-containing protein. Lineage: Eukaryota; Fungi; Ascomycota; Sordariomycetes; Sordariales; Chaetomiaceae. The record is from RefSeq and is a predicted model, not a curated record. The coding region runs from base 193 to 2367 and encodes 724 amino acids. Gene Ontology annotation, cellular component: HULC complex; nucleus. The transcript is spliced from 4 exons. Gene Ontology annotation, molecular function: ubiquitin protein ligase activity.
CGCUCCUUUUCACCACACGGACUCUCGCUACCUUUCAGCUUCAGCUUCAUUUCUCGGGAGGCGUCGCCGACGCUGCGGACGACAGGCCGCCAUUCCACCACCUUAGCGCUCCCAGAUAGCGAUUUCACAUCUGUUUCUUUUUUCUUGUCCCAUCCUUUCCUGCUUUCGUCUCCCUUCGCUGUGCGUUUUCUGAUGCCGAUUGCCACCUCGCCGUCCGCGCUGCCCCGUCCUGCCACCUUCGCCAAGAUGGAGGACAGGAAGAGACCCGCGUCUGGCGCGGUUGACGACGGCGCUCCUCCUAGCAAGCGGCAGGCUGUAAACGGCAGCAGCAAAUCCAAAGACGACUCGGGCGACAUGAAAGAAGAGGCCUGGAUUGAGGAAUAUCAGAAAGGCGCCAUCUAUCGGCAGAUGCUUGAGUACAAACGGGAAAAGAUCAAUUUAGAGGGUCGCGUCCAGGAACUCGAGAAGAACUCGACUGAUCACGACGACCAUAUUCGAAUAGUAGACGCAUGGGUACUCCAGCUUUUGCAAGAAAUCGAGCUGCUUGUCGAUGGCGCAAUAUCAUCACCGCCUCCAGCAGACUUUUCCCCAGGAUCCUCCCUUUUGUUUAAGGAUAGCAAGGAUUUUCAACGGCAUCUUGGCGAUAAAGGGAAGGCCUUCAAGUCAAAGACGGACGCCCUGUUCAAACGGCUAGCGGGCGCGCGAGGCGAGGUCAAGCCCGAAGUAGCGCAACUUGAGUCGCAGGUCAAGUCUCUUCUGGCGCAACAGAAAGAGUUGCUUGUCAAGGUCGACCGGCUCGAAUCCCAGAAGGCAUCACUCUCGGAACAGUACGACAAGGCUACCCUCAAGGUCAUCAAGGCGGAACGUAAGCUGGACCGCGCGAGGAGCGCCCAAGUACAAAAACUGGAGCAGCAGGCGUUGGCAGGAGCCACAGCUCAUACCGCUUCCAAGGACGACAGUGGGUCCAGUUCCAGCGCGGCGAACGGGGACAGCGAAGCGUUAAAGCUACAGUAUCAAGAAGCAAUGGCUGUUGUGGCUAAGCAGAAGCAGCAACUCGACGCCGCGUUAUCCGAAAACAAGGCCCUGACCGAGGAGAAUUCGACCUUCAAGAUCAAGAAGGAAGCCGUGACGGAUGAGGAGUAUGCCCGGACUGAGGUUUUCAAGCAGUUCAAGGCACAAAACGAGGAUCUGAUCAAGCGCAUCAACCAUCUUGAGGCCACAAACAAACAGCUGCGCGAAGAAGCCGAAAGGCUGCGUGGGGAAAGGACCGAGUGGAAGACCAAGCUGGAGGCCGAGGCGCAAGUCGUCACCCUGGAAUUGGAGGACCAGCUGCAGCAGAAAGACCAGGAUCUCACUCGCAUCCGCUCUGCCCGCGACGAGCUCCUGGCCGAGGUGGCGAUGCGCAAAGCCAGUCAAGAGCAGGAGAAGACGGCCAUUGCGCAAAUGAAGGAGCUUGUGGAAGCGCAGGUAGAUCGGAUCGGUCAGCUCGAGUCGGAACUAGAGCGGUUACGGCCCGGCGAGGACACAGCCAUGAUGGAUCCGCGUCCCGAUCUCGAAGCCUUGAGUGUCGAAGAGCUGCGGCACAGAUUCACGAAAUUGGAGAAGGACUUUGAGGCCAUCAAUAAGGAGCUACCGCUUCUAGAGAAGUCGUACAAGAAGUCGAUGGGACUGGCGCACAACAAGGUCAUGGACUUCCACGCGCUCGAGGAAAGAGUGGCGGCGCUUACGGCCGAGAAGAGCAAAGCGGAUCAGAAGUAUUUCGCGGCGCGGAAGGACAUGGAUAUCAGGACGGCCGAGAUCCGGACGCUCCGGGCGCAGAAUGGCAAGAGUUCCGAGAUCAUCUCGCAGCUCAAGGAUGUUGAGACGCAGAACCGGGCUCUCAUUAGCAGCCUCGAGAAGCAGGUCGCGGCCUUGAAGCAGGACAUAUCGACGGCACUGGCAGAGAGGAAGCGGUUAGAGCAGCUGAGCGCUGAAGCGACGCGACGAGCAGACGCGUGCAAGUUGCAAAUAUCGAGUCUCACCGACCUUGUGAAGGCCAAGGAUGCGGCAGUUGCAUCGAUGAAGGAGCAGCUCCACAAGGCCGAGACGGAGCUGGAGAAGGCCAAAGUGGAUGUCAAGGAAAUCACCAAGGACUGCAACAAAUGGAAGGCCAAGUGCCAGAGCAACUCGUCAGAAGAGGAAGAGGCGUUGAGGAAUUUGGUCAUCUGCUCUGUCUGUCGGAGCAACUUCAAGAACACGAUUCUUAAGGGGUGUGGCCAUGUCUUCUGCAACUCGUGCGUUGACGAUCGGCUAGCCAACAGGAUGAGGAAGUGCCCAAGCUGUAACAAGGCAUUUGACCGGUCGGAUGCCAUGGCUGCGCAUCUUUGAGCUUGCGGCACCAGAUUUGAGAACAGCAGAGCGGCAGAGCAAGCCACUGCAAACGCUGGCGUGGAGCGCCAAAGGUGGAGGACGUAUCACAGUGCCGCGAUACCGCCUCAACAGUACGACAUACGGAGCGGACGGGAAACGGCUGCCGAGCGGAGAAUUCAUGAUCAAGCGUGUGUACGAGCGGAAUUGUUGGAUCUUUAGCAAUGUAUUCUAGCGGUGUGUGAUUAGGUUCCCUCUCGUGGAUGGGAAUGUGGAGGCGGGCAGGGCCAGGUAUUUUGCUCGGGGCCAUUGUAUUUUGCCAGAUGAGCAGGAUAUAGAGCCGGCGUUACGAGGGGUUGCUGCGCGCGGAACACUGUACAGAGUUUAAGGACUGAUAUCCAGCAUCAAGAGUCAUCUUGCUCAA